Ricinus communis (castor bean) is the source of this 8254-nucleotide messenger RNA. RefSeq lists its product as uncharacterized. Gene Ontology annotation, molecular function: protein binding. The coding region runs from base 54 to 7634 and encodes 2526 amino acids. The transcript has 16 exons. Gene Ontology annotation, cellular component: RAVE complex. Gene Ontology annotation, biological process: vacuolar acidification. Lineage: Eukaryota; Viridiplantae; Streptophyta; Magnoliopsida; Malpighiales; Euphorbiaceae. The record is from RefSeq and is a predicted model, not a curated record.
UCCCUCCAGAGCUAAGCUACUAACAAGUUACAAUUACAACACACACAAAGGAAAUGCCCGAAGCAAGCUCUUCGAUCUCCACUAUCAACCCCAUUGAUCAUCUCCCUCUCUCUAUUAUUGGAUCCGAAAUUAUUCCACCUGCUCCAACCAGAUCCGAAUCUACCAUCGACUGGCUACCAGAUUUUUCCGGUUACGCAUGGAUCGCGUAUGGAGCCUCUUCUCUUCUGGUGAUUUCCCACCUUCCAUCCCCUAUGUCCUCCGACGAGUUCCUGAUCGGCCCCAUUCUCCGGCAAGUUUUCGAGCUCUCCGGCGACCACUCGUCUGCCGUAACUUCCGUCUCAUGGUCUUCAGUGACGCCGUCAAUAGGAGAGCUUGCUGCUGCUUCAAAUAACUGCAUUUAUGUAUUCUCACAUGAUUCUGGAAGCUCCAAAGGUUCUUUUUGUUGGAGUCAGAAUGCAGUGCUUGUACAAUCUACAAAGGUGGAAGCAAUCAAAUGGACUGGCUCUGGGGAUGGAAUAAUUUCUGGUGGAAUUGAUGUUGUUUUGUGGAGAAGGAGAAACAGGUCAUCAUGGGAAAUAGCUUGGAAGUUUAAACGAGAUGAGCCUCAAAAUCUGGUUUCUGCAACUUGGUCAAUUGAGGGACCUUCAGCAGCUGCCAAUGCCUAUCCAAGUAAACUACAUGCUAAAAGAUCUAGUGAUGAGAGCAAGAGUGUGCUUGUAUGUUAUGGGAACAGUAUAUCUGAAUAUGAAAAGUGUGAGCUGUGUCAUCCUCAGCCAGUGUCAAUGGUUCAGUGGAGGCCAUUAACAAUAAAUCAAUCACGUAGAGAUGUGAAACAUUCUCCAAGGCACAUGCUACUAACUUGCUGCCUUGAUGGAACUGCGAGGUUAUGGACUGAAAUAGACAAUGGAAAGGUUAAGAAACUGGGCAAGGACAACAGUGAUCACAAAACAAGAAAAUCCUUUUGUGUUGCUGCUGUAAUUGAGAUUAACCAGGUCUUGAGUGGAAGUUUAGGCAUUGAUAUGGUUUUGAACUGGGCAACAGAACAUGCAGGUGUAUAUAGAACUGGAGAAGGCAGUAACAUCUCCACUGAAAGAUAUGGGCAUGAUUGGGUUGGCAAAUGUGACUGGUUAAUUGGGUUUGGACCAGGAACAGUGAUUACUUUUUGGGUCAUCCACUGUCUUGAUGAUAUCUCACCCGUGAGGUUCCCCCGUGUUACACUAUGGAAAAGACAAGAACUGCAGGAUCUUGAAGGGGGGCAUCUUGGUGGAGCUGGUUUUUCAAAAUUUAAGGACUCCAUUCUUCUUAACAAGGUCCUUAUUUCGAGGAAUUGCUUGUCUAGUCCACCUGAUGAAUGCUCUUUGGUUCAUUUAUUACAUUGUAAUUCCUCGGUCUGGUCUCUGUUACAUAUCCAAAAAUCUGGUGAUAUGGAGGACAGAUCCUCAGACAAGUACUUAACAUCUUCUGCUAAUGGUGUUUCAUGUGGAGGACAUACUAGAAAAAUCCUACAGGUUGCUUUGCAUCCUUAUAUUUAUGAGCUUGCAUUGGCUGCUUCUUUGGAUUCUGAUGGGUUGCUUAUUUUUUGGUCAGUUUCGACUCUCAACAAGUUGGGCCUUUCAACAUUGAUUUCCACGUGGAAGUUUUGUGGAAAGUUUGUUACUUGUGAUUCAUUCUGUAAGUAUACGAGCUUGAAGUGGGCACCUUCUAUGUUGGAUGAAGACCGUGUACUUUUUAUGGGACAUGUUGGAGGAAUAGAUUGCUUUAUAGUUAAGAUUUCUCAAAAGGGAGGGGACGUAAUAUGUCACCAUGCAUGCACCAUACCUUUAACUGGUCACAAUGCUUAUGAGGAUGGUCCCCGAGAUAUCUUUGUGAUACCCCUUCCUUCUACCUGUAACAAGACUUUUAAGUACAAUAAAUUUAUGCUUUUGGGGAUAUGGAUGAAUGCCUUUCAGGCUCUGUCAUGGGAAGUUACUCUACACUGUUUUGACUUGCAAAGGAGUUCUUGUAAAUGUAAUUUUGAUUAUCAAAAUAGUUCUGAGUCCUGUGCAUGGAAAUUUGAAAAUACUUUUGCUAAUAAAAGAUACUGUCUUAGUGUUAACCCGUGCUCAUCUCAGUUGCCAGAGCCAUACUCUUAUGACCAGAUUACUAGUUUUUCUGUGAUAGGCCCGGGAUAUUUAUCUCCUAUGCAAGAAGGGCUAGGUUUAGAUAAAGAUACAUCCUGCAACUUUCCUGCAUAUAUUAUGGCUACAGGGUGCUUUGAUGGUACCUUGAGAAUGUGGAGAAGUAACUCUUCUAAACUGCCAACUCCUGCCAUUCUGUGGGAGCUUGUGGGUAACUUUGUUGCACAUGAAGGCCCUGUUACUGCUAUACGUUUGACUGAUUGUGGUCGGAAGAUUGCGACACUCUCUGCAGGGAGUAAUAUGGAUGGCUCUAGCAUUCUUCAUAUAUGGGACAGUGUACAUCUUAUUGGAGCUGGAAGUUUUGUGUUAGAGGCUAUAUUAUCUAUUGAUGGAGAUGUUGUUGCUUUAAAUUGGUUAACUUUAGGUAAUGGUCAGUUCUGUCUUGGAGUGUGCAUGCAGAAUGAGUUACGAGUGUAUGCUCAGCAGCGUUCUGUAGGCCAGACAUUAGUGAACCUUGGAAAAUCGUUGAAUGGGGAAAACUGGUUUUGCAUUGCAGUUGCUCAUACUCUCCCUGCUAUUCGUGACUUGCUUUGGGGCUCACAGGCUGCAGCUGUCAUUAUUCAUGAUAGUUACUAUAGUGUACUUAGUCAGUGGUUGUUUUUUGUAGAUAACAAGCACCCAGUCAAAUGUCAUGCAAAUUCUGUCGUGGUGGACUGUGAAGGUGGAAAGGGCACGGACAUUCUUUCAUCAAUAUUCACUGAUUGUGACAUUGCCAACAGCCAACUCAGAGAAAAAUCAUUUCUUAUGAAGGCUAAUAAAAAUAAUGAGUACCUAUCAAGUAGUUUGUCUGUAGUCAUGGCUCAACUGAGACAAGGUUCAGAUAAAAGGUUUGGUUUCUGGAGCCUGGUCGAAAUAGCUGAGAAACUAAGGGGAAUGUUACCUGUUUAUCAUCCUGAGGCACUCCUUAUGAAUAUAUAUUCAGGCAAUUGGAAAUGUGCAUAUGCAGCUGUGAGGCAUCUUGCUGAAUAUCUUACCUCUGGUUAUGCUUCUGAGAGAAGAUGCAGCUCUGGAAAGAAUAGCUUUAUUGCUCCACAGAUUCAUUUGUCGAGUUAUUUUGAAGGACUUCUCUCCAGAGAUUCAACUGUUAAAGAGUUUAAAUGGAGGGCUGAUGUUAACUUACCUGCUUCAUCUUCACAAUUUUUUGUCCAUGGGACUAAUUUUGAUGCUUCCAAUAAUAUAUUUCCUUCAUCUACAACAGCAUCUGAGCUUCAUGGUUUCGUAGAGCCUGUUGAGAAGAUGUAUGAUUUAGCAGCUUUAACCAAUGUUGAGAAGUUGCAAAUUCUUGCAAUCAUAGAUCUUCUCACCGAAAUUCAGCAAUCUGCUUCUGCCUAUGAAAAUCUUGAUGAACCUGGGCGAAGGUUUUGGGUGGCAUUAAGGUUUCAGCAAUUAUAUUUUUGUCGAAGGUCUGGUAGAUCAUCUUCUGUGGAAGAAUUGGUUGUUGACACUAGACUAAUGAGCUGGGCCUUCCAUUCUGAUUGUCAGGAAACUUUGUUGGGUUCUUUUCUUCCAAAUGAACCAUCAUGGAAAGAAAUGCAGGCUCUUGGUGUUGGAUUCUGGUUUACCAACAAUGCACAACUACGCACAAGGAUGGAGAAAUUGGCGAGAAUGCAAUAUCUAAGAAACAGAGAUCCUAAGGAUUGCGCCCUUCUAUACGUUGCAUUGAAUCGAAUUCAAGUCUUGGCUGGUCUUUUUAAAAUCAGCAAAGAUGAAAAGGACAAACCCUUGGUGGGAUUUCUUUCACGCAAUUUUCAGGAGGAGAAAAAUAAAGCAGCUGCUUUAAAAAAUGCUUAUGUCUUAAUGGGAAGACAUCAACUGGGGCUGGCUAUUGCUUUCUUUCUACUUGGUGGUGAUAAUUAUUCUGCAAUUACUGUUUGUGCAAAGAAUUUAGGAGAUGAACAGCUUGCCUUGGUAAUUUGUCGACUCAUUGAGGGUCGUGGUGGACCAUUAGAACAUCACCUGAUUACAAAGUUUGCACUUCCAUCUGCAACUGAGAGAGGCGAUUAUUGGCUCGCAAGCCUUCUCAAGUGGGAAUUGGGCAAUUAUUUUGAGUCUUUUCUUACCAUGCUCGGUUUCCCAAAAAAUUGUGUGCUUGGAAAAUCUGCACUUUCAUCCAAUAAUGCUGCUUUUAUGGAUCCUCAUAUCGGAUUACACUGCCUCAUAUUAGCAAAUAAAUAUUGCAUGAGAAAUGCCAUAGGGGAGCGAAAUGCUGCAAUCCUUGGUAGGUGGGCAACUUAUAUGGCGGCUACUGCCUUCAAUAGAAGUGGGCUUCCUCUGGAAGCUUUGGAGUGCCUCUCAUCUUCCUCAAGUAAUUCUGGGAAUAUAGAUCAAGGGAGUAUCUCAGAUGUUGAUGGUUCUCAAAUUCUUCAUGUAAUUUUAAAGCCAUCUGCUAGUGAUUCUGUGAAUUGGCUGUCAAGAAAUGUAGCUUUGCAUCUGGAGUCCUGUGCUAAAUUAGAUUUGGCUCUUCAGUAUUUCUCAAAAUUGAUGGGGGAACAUCCUAGUUGGCCUGACACUAUCAUAGGGUCUGUUCAACUCAGUUCGCAUGUCAAGGACUGUGAGGUUCAUCAAUUUAAAAAAUUGUUAGAAAAUUUUCAAGAAAAACUCUAUACGGGAAUUUCAAAGUUUGAGCAGAAAUUUUUAGUGGUUUCUUCUUGCUUAAUUAAAAUGAUUUUAGUCUGGUUGCAUAAUAAUGGAUCAUUAUUUACUGGAUAUGACAUAUUAUUUGGCUAUACUUCUCAAUAUCACUUACAAGAUGAGAGCCGUUCUGUUGGCAAUUCAGUCUUGUAUCCUCUUCUUCAUAAGACACUUUUGGAAUCUGUUCAAGAUAUUUCCCUUUUACUUUCACGAUUCAUCGUCUCAUGUAGCAUAAAUUCCUUGCAACCUUUUGAAAAUAAUGAAACUGUUGAAACUAGAUCAUGGUCAGAUACGCAGGGGCAUUACUUCCAAGGUAUCAUGUCGAUGUUGUGGAGUUUAAGGACAGCUGUGAGGAGUGUCUCUGGAUUAUCAUCUGAGGAUGUCACAGCAAGGUCCCUUGUUCUACUUGAUUUAUUUGAAUUUUAUGUACAUUUCGCGUCUGCUUGGCUUCAGCGAAACUCCAAAGGUCUCUUGUUGAUGGUGCAACCUCUAUUAAUCACUUGUACUAAUGGGCAUACCCCUUAUGAAGUUGAUAUAACGAAUCUCAAGAACAUUCUUUACCACAUUGCAGAGUUGUUGGGUAGCAAUUUGUCUGUGAAUGAUACAGGAGUAGGGCAUAUAGUUGCUAAUUGUAUGCCAUCUACACAAGACAGAGAAACAAUGCACUCAUUCUCAGAAGAUGAAAAAUGGCAUGUCAUCGGGACAUGCUUGUGGCAGCACCUGUCCAGAUUAUUGAAACAUAAACUACAUUUGCUAUCUAUUAAUAUUGAAGAUGAUUGCUUCUCUGGAGUUUCCCAUGGCUUAAUUUCUUCGUGGCCAUCUGGUUCAAUUGGAUCUGAUGACACCAUGAAAAAAGAAAUUAUGUCAUUUUCAUUGAUAUUGGCCAAGUUACUGAAAAUUACAAUUCUACACGUUUCAUCUUAUCAUGUAAAAAUAUUUGGGUCGCUCCUCCAGUUGAAAGUAGAGAAUGAAUUGCACAUGACAACUUUGACAUGGCUAAAAGAUUCUAUUGCAUCUCAGGCCGAAGUCCUCUAUCAGGAUGCUAGUGCAGACAUAAUGAACAGCAAAGAUGAAUUAUCAACUUUUGAUAUUUUGUGGGACACCUGUGCUGAUCCUAACAUUGUAUCUGAAGGUUUUGCACUAGAAAAAAUAAAUUGGUCUGAGUUUUUCAAUCGUAGAUCAUCUCAAAGCUGGAGUAAAUUCUACAAAAUCAUUAGAGGGGAGUAUGAAACCAGGGAAGGUUUGGAUCAUGAAGUCAGAUUGAGUACUAAUCGUUCCAGCGAUGAGGUUGAGUCACCUGGUAAGGGUUUAUUUAAGAAUGGGCGAGCUGUUCUAACUACCUGGCAGAAGGAUGCAACUAUUUCCAAGGAGGAGACACUUUUCCAAAAUGCUAAAGAAAUAUAUAAGAGAGACGGAGAGCUGUUGGAGGCACUUUGUGUGAACUCUGUCAAUGAAGGGCAAGCUGCAAUUGCUAGCAACCGAAAGGGCAUUAUUUUCUUCAGUUGGAAAGAUGGGGUUACCUUUGUCGAUAAAUCAGAAUACAUCUGGGCUGAUGCUGAUUGGCCACCAAAUGGUUGGGCUGGUGCUGAAUCAACACCUGUUCCAACUUCUGUUUCUCCUGGUGUUGGUCUUGGGAGCAAGAAAGGGUCACACCUUGGUUUGGGAGGGGCAACCCUUGGCACAGGUUCUUUAGCUAGACCAAGGAGAGACUUAACAGGUGGUGGAGCAUUUGGUAUUCCAGGUUAUGCUGGUAUCGGUGCAUCUGGCUUAGGUUGGGAAGUUCAAGAGGAUUUCGAGGAGUUUCUUGACCCACCAGCUACCGUGGAAACAAUAAGUACAAGGGCUUUUUCUAGUCACCCCUCAAGAUCCUUCUUUUUGGUUGGUUCCAGCAAUACACAUAUUUACUUGUGGGAGUUUGGUAACAAUAAAGCCACUGCAACUUAUGGUGUCCUCCCUGCUGCAAAUGUUCCUCCACCGUAUGCCCUAGCAUCGGUAUCCGCUUUGCAGUUUGACCCCUGUGGGCACAGGUUUGCUUCAGCUGCACUAGACGGAACUGUAUGCACAUGGCAGCUGGAGGUUGGAGGAAGGAGUAAUAUCCACCCAACAGAAUCAUCUCUCUGCUUUAAUGGCUAUGCAUCGGAUGUUACAUAUGUUACAUCAAGCGGAUCAGUUGUUGCAGCAGCUGGAUACAGUGCUAAUGGUGUUAAUGCUGUAGUCUGGGACACGUUGGCUCCGCCCACAACCUCACAAGCUUCAAUUAUUUGUCAUGAAGGCGGUGCUCGCUCCAUUUCUAUGUUUGAUAAUGACAUUGGAAGUGGUUCUGUAUCUCCCCUUAUUGUAACUGGAGGUAAAGGUGGUGAUGUUGGACUUCAUGACUUUCGGUACAUAGCAACCGGAAGGACUAAAAGGCAUAAGCAUUUCGAUAACCGUGAUAGAAGCAGCAAUCUGCCUUCUAAUCCCGACUUGCAAGCAGGGGCUGGUGACAAAGUUGGUGGCCAGAAUCAGAAUGGGAUGCUUUGGUACAUACCAAAGGCACACUUAGGAAGCGUUACCAAAAUAUCCACCAUCCCACAUACCAGCUUAUUCUUAACUGGAAGUAAAGAUGGAGAUGUUAAGCUUUGGGAUGCCAAAGCAGCACAGCUUGUCUAUCACUGGCCCAAAUUGCAUGAAAGGCGCACCUUUCUGCAACCCAGUUCACGAGGUUUUGGUGGAGUUGUUAGGCCUGCGGUUACAGAUAUACAAGUUGUUUCUCAUGGUUUUCUUACUUGUGGUUGGGAUGGAUCUGUAAAGUUGGUUCAGCUUAAAGAUCACCAGCAUGAGACAUAAUGAAGUUGCCUAACCAUGAAACUCGGAGAAUUUUAAUAAUUCGUUGAACAUGACUGUGGAAGCGGGUACAAUUUUCGCGCCACUGACUUCAACUGCGGUGGUGCCUACCACCAUCAAUAUGUCAUAUCCAAUCUGUAGACCAUAACUACAGAAAACUGCUAUGCAUAUGGAUUAAAUGAAACAGAAUUCAGGCCAGGCUUCUUGAUCAAACAAUUUUCGGUCUCUCUACUUAGAUCAAGCAUUAUCCACUCGCCUGAUGGUCUAAAUCAAGUGUAUAAGAAUACUGUUGAAUUCCACAGGCGGUAAACCCAUAUCAUCUGUUUCACAGCUCCAUUUCCUCUCCAAGUAUCCUCCUGUUAGAUUCCUUGCUAAGUAACGGUUUUGAACAGGAUGAAAUCAUACCACUGCUGUUUGGUCUUUGAUAUGUGUCUACAGAUGUUUUUAUUUUUUCAUUACGCAGUCAUUUUUUGCCUGGCGAGGAGUCAGUGUCCAUUGUAGUCUAUCAUUAUAUAAUGUUUUGAUAUAGUUAUUCUGCGUCUAGGUGUAUAUUUGGUUGUUCUUGUAUAUAUAUUCCCCUUCCAAUAAAAUUCGAUGUAUACUACAGAAACAUUUAUCACAAA